CUCUGCUCGGGGCGAUCCCCCCCGGUUCCCCGCCGGGAGCGCUCCCGCGGCCGCCCCGCAGCGCCCGGGCAGUGCCGGCGCCGUGCCCGGCCCGCCGUGCCUGGUGCAUGCCGGGGAGGAGCGAACUGAACCGCCCCCGCGCCGGCGCUGCCCGGCGUCCCCUUCGCCCGCAGCCUUGACCCCGCCUGCCCAGCCAUGGCAGCCUCGCUGAGCCGCCCCUGCUUCAUCUCCCUCCACCUGCCCUACAGGCAGGGCUGGGGCCAGCACCUGGCCAACACCUUUCGCUUCCAGCCAGUGGCCGUGCGGGAGACGCCGCGUGUCCGGCAGGUGGCCUUGCAACGAGAAUCUGCCAUCUUCCUCGUCAACGAGCGCCUGGCACCUGCCAGCACCUCAUCCCGUGAUUUUCUCUAUGACAUAGAUCCCCAGCCCACCUUGGGCACGGCCUCCAACGUCUGCUUCGAGGUGGAUGACGUGCCGGGGCUCUGCAGGCGGCUGCAGAGCCAGGGAUGCUCCUUGCUGGUGCCCCCCACUGAGCUGAGUGAUGACGCUGGUUCUGUCACCUACGGGGUGGUGAGCUCUGUCGUGGGCAACGUCAGCCACACCCUUUUGGACCGAUCCUCUUACCGGGGGCUCUUCCUGCCUGGCUUCCAGCCCAUCCAAGGAGCCCCCUCAGCCACAGGGGAUGGGAUCAAGAUCACUCACUUUGACCACAUCACAUAUGUCUGCCCCCGGGGUGGGGCCCGGGCGGCUCUGGACUGGUACCAGCGCUGCUUUGGUUUCCACCGCUUCCUGCUGAACCCCCAGGAAAGGCCGGCUGAGGGGUAUGUGCUGGGGGGGCAGGGGGUGGGCAUGCUGCUCCUCGCACUGCAGGGCACCCAGGGCACCCCAGCACACGGGUGCAAGCUGGUCUUUGCUGAGUCUCUCUCCCAGAAUGGCACCAACCAGGUCGACACGUUCCUGGAGCAGCACGGCGGGGCUGGGAUCCAGCACGUCGGCCUCUGCACCACUGACAUUGUCAGCACGACCAGGGUUCUGCAGCAGCGGGGGGCACGGUUCUUCACACCCCCCACCACCUAUUACAGCCAGGGGGGCAAAGCGGAGGAGAUCCGAGGAGCUGGGCAGGACCCCCACAUGCUGGCAGAGCUUGGCAUCCUCCUGGACACCACAGUGCCUGUGGCCAACAAGGGUCGGCCGGGCACUGAUGCCACAAAGAGCCCCUCUCGGGAAUAUUUGAUGCAGAUCUUCACCCAUCCCAUCUUCUCCGAGGAGACCUUCUUCCUGGAGCUCAUUGACCGGCGGGGAGCGCCCGGCUUCGGGGAAGGCAAUAUCCGGGCACUGUGGAAAGCUGUGCAGGUCUACAUGGACCAGCAGCAGUAGUGCAACACUGCAGUCCUCCUCCCUCAGCUCCCCAACUUCUCCAGUCCAACCCUGGAGCAAGGACCAUAAGAUCCCAUCCCUGGCAUGGCCCAGGUGGGCAGGGACCAAGGGACGGCUCCACAUCAAUCCAGAGCCAACUCAGCGUGGGAGCAAGAUGCUCCGGGCCAAGUCCAGCAGGGGUGUGAGCAUGGCCCAGGAUGGGUGCAUUUCUCCCCUGCCCUGGGUUCCCAGGGAUUUAUCGACCACACGUAAAGAACUUUCUGCCUUAGUUUCUGCUUAAUUUAUUGAGACUUGAGCCUGGAGCAUGGCCAAGAGUGUGCUGGCACAGAAACACUCCCAGCUGCAGAGAGAUGAGGGGCUGCCCAAGGGGAGUGGAUAAUCCGGAGGCCGUGGAUUACGGCCGCUUACUGGCAGUUACCACCCACAGCAUGACCAGCCCUGCGGGGCGAGUGGUGGCCUCUUCCUCCUCUCAAUUAAAGAAUUAACUUACAGGCACCGCUCUGGGUUUUUAAUCCUCCUAGUUAAGAUAUGCUGAGUGCCAGGUCAGGAUGAAAUGGCCAUUUCCAUCACUCAAAGUGGGUGUAUCACUAAAAUUGAGAUCGCUGCCCCUAGCACCCCGCCAGGACUGUCCCUGCCAGCCCCCAGCAUUGUGCAUUUGCAAGGGUGCACCACACUCAGCAGGGACAGUGCUGAGCAGCCCAAGAGAAAAAAUAUAAAAGGAGGAUGAAACCCUGCAAAAAGCCCUGGGGGCAGUUGUUCAGCCCCAGGGAGGAGCAGCCCACAGGCAGGAGCAGCACAGCCCUUGGGGGCUGUUAUCUGCCCUUGCAGGAGGGCUGCUCUGGGUGCUUUAUUUGGGGUCACAGCUGUUAAUACUCAGCCAAGGGGCUCUUGGGUGCAUUAAUGAAGAAAUCCCUGCUCUCCCCAGCCCAGAU
Messenger RNA from Vidua chalybeata, 2309 nucleotides. RefSeq names its product 4-hydroxyphenylpyruvate dioxygenase like (gene HPDL). Gene Ontology annotation, molecular function: 4-hydroxyphenylpyruvate dioxygenase activity. The transcript has 2 exons. The coding region runs from base 196 to 1377 and encodes 393 amino acids. NCBI's taxonomy places the organism in Eukaryota, Metazoa, Chordata, Aves, Passeriformes, Viduidae. The record is from RefSeq and is a predicted model, not a curated record. Gene Ontology annotation, biological process: aromatic amino acid metabolic process.